AUGUCUAUCUCUGUUGAAGAGAUCGUGGUGGUGGUGGAGAAGUGGGUUCCCGGUGACCAGAAAGGUGUCACGCAGCCUUGGAGUCAAUUGCUUUUGUCUAGACUUGCAUGGAAUAUCCACAAGGAAAAUCACCCUGUAUACAACUGCACUGCAGAUUCUGCAGCCACAGAAGCGGCGCAUCAGCAGCGGCAGCUGGAUGACAUCACUGUCAAUGAGAGGAGCAGUCGAUCAGGCCCGGUUUCCACGGCAACCCCGGACGGCAGCAUCCCGCAGCCUGUCGGAGGAGGACCUCGCCAGCAGGACUGUCGCUCCCUCCCCAGCUGCCGGAGGUCCAGCUCCGACGCGGCGUACGGGACCACUGAGACCGCCAAGGCCCAGCGGGAAUGUCGCCUGCGUCCUCACUUCAGCGACCCCAUGCCAGCGGACGCAGCGAAGCGGAAGCAGCUGGAGAUGAGGAUCGCCGCGGCGGCCUGGGGCCUCGGGCAGAAGCGACGCCAGGACAAAGAAAGUGGCGAAUGUCCGCUGUUGAACUCGGCCAGCAGGGUAGGGGAUGCCUCGCCCACCUCUGAACCCCGGGGCGCCCGCCUUCACCCUGGUUCCUCCCACCGGCCCAAGCACCGCUGGAGUAACCUGAGCACCGACAGUGGGGUGGUGGGACUGAACGACCGCAACGAGGAGAGGGAGGAGGAGGAAGAGGAGGAAGGGGGAGAGGACAGGGGGCGGAAGAGCCGGCCGGGCGAAGUGGAGAGGGCGGACAGCGGCAUUGGGCCGGGCACGGCCAAGAAGUGGCGGAGCCGGGUGGAGGAGACGGCGCGCUCCGUGCAGGCCUGGGUGACGCACCAGCCGUGCGUGGACUGCGGCGAGAGGGACACCACGGAGGCCGGGCCGGUGGCGGCGGCGGCGGGCAGGCGGCGGGAGAGCCUGUGCGGCCGGUGCGCUAAGCGCAGGAGGGAGCGCAAGGAGGCCAUCUUGGAGUUCGUCAACACCGAGUCCAGCUACGGAGAGGACCUGCGCAUCAUCAGGGAGGAGUUCCAGCUGCCCAUGCAGGCGGCCGGGCUCCUCACUCCAGAGCAGCUGGCCGUGAUCUUCAGCAACAUCCACCAGCUCAUCGAGGUCAACGAGAAGUUCCUGGAGAGGCUGCAGGAAUCCACGGAGCAGGCAUUUGAUCAGAAUGAUGAGGACUUUUUGACCGUGUGCAUUGGUGAGAUGUUCCUGGAAUUCGUCAACAUGCUGCCAGCCUUUCAGACCUACUGCAUCCACCAGUCUUCCUCCAUCAACCUACUCAACUCUCUGGAGAAGGAAAAGGAGCUUCUCAGGAUCUUCCUGGACGUGUCGCAGAAUGACAACACGGCGCUCCGCCGCAUGAACCUGCGCUCGUUCCUGAUGGCGCCGCUGCAGCGAGUCACCAAGUACCCGCUGCUGCUGAGCCGGAUCAGCAGCUCGACGCCCGAGUACCACCCGGACCACCGCGGCCUGCGGGAGGCCAAGAGCCGGGUGGAGUCGCACCUGGGGCACAUCAACAUGAAGAGCCGGCAGGAGGGCGCGCCCCCCUGGCCCCUGCGCUCGCUGCGCCGCGGCAGCCGGCGGCACCGGGAGGCGGCGGCCGCGGAGGUGGAGAUGAGGGAGGUGGCGGUGCGGGCGGUGGGCUGGCCGCGGGAGGAGACGCGCUUCGCCAUGGAGGGCACGCUGCAGUCGUCCCAGCCCAGCGACGGCCAGUGGGCCAAGAAAGGGAGCAGGUCCCUCAAGUUCCACAACCUCCACGCCCUCCUGGUGGUCAACAAGGCUCUCCGGCCCGACCCGGAGCCCGCGGCUGGAGACGCCGCAGCGGAGGAGGCGGCGGUGCUGGUGCGGGACGCCGCGCUGGUGCUGAUGCGGGAUAAGAGCGGCGGCAAGUUCUCCCUGUUCCGGCGGCCCAUCCACCUGGGCAACUGCGUGGUGUCCUCGGACCCUGACUGCGAGGACACCUUCGAGCUGCUGGAGAUCCCCAAGGAGGCGUUCGUCUUCCGCGACGCCGACCGCCCGCGGACCCGCCACUGGUUCCGGCUGAUCAAACGCUACUCCCAGGACCUGGGCUCCUGGCGCAAAAGACGCAACGCGCUGCCCAACAUCAUGAUCAACGCCACCUACGGCCGGUCCUGAGUCCACAACCGGGGGGGUGACUCUCCCCCCUCUCCACCCAACACCAACAGCAGCAUUGUCCCAUUCACGUCCAUCCCAUUGCGGACAUUGGCCUUGGUCUAUGAUUUGUAGGUUAAUUGACUUCGGUAAAAUUCCUGGGAUGGUGGGACUGUCAUACGUUGAUAGAAUGGAGCAGUGAAUGGUAACUCACUGCAGACUGAAAGGGGAGAGGGCAUGAUAGGGGCGGAAGGAGUUUUGUGGGUGAGGUUUUUCUCCGAGGUUUCUCCUUCCGAACCAUCAGAGGUUCAAUCUUCUGCAUGCGCCAGGAGUCUCCAGGAAUUAAGAUUUAAUCAUCCAGUCUUUCUUGCUGGGGAAAAAAACCUCAUAAUUCAAGAAAAUGUCUUUGAACCCACUCCCAGUUUGCUGCUGCAAAGUUAUCGGAGAACGUCUCCUUGGUUUAACCUCUUCCCUCAAUCAGAUAAGAUGGAGUCCAUCCGCCUUUGGAAGACAUGUUGUUGACAGGAUGGGCGACCAAUACGUAAGACAUGGUCAGAGAGAGAGAGAUGGGGAAUAGAAGAAUUGUGUGAUGAUGGUUUAAGGUCGUGUCCCAUCAUUUGGAAGUGACCCAUAGUCGGGAUCAAACCCGGGUCUCUGGCGCCGUAAAGGCAGCAACUCCACCACAGUGCCGCACCUUUUGAAAAUGAAUUUUAAUGAUUCUUUUCCUCCCUGGAUUUAGCUUGUCCUAAAGUAACUCAACAGAUCAGGCAGCAUCCCUGGAGAACAUGGACAGGUAACGCUUUGGGUCGGGAUCCUUGUUACGAAACGGGGUCCCCGACCCGAAACGUCCCCUAUCCGCGUUUCCGUAAUUAACCUUCAAUUGCUGGAGACUCCAGAUUCAGGUGGAUUGGGAAUGUCAAAUGUGGGAUGGGGGAGACAUGGUUUGGGAAAUGGAUUUGGGGAUAAACUUGGGGGAAGGAAUAAAAGGCGUGUUGGAUCGUGAACGAGUAUCCUGGAUAUAAACUUGCCACUACACAAGUUGUACCGCACAGCUCGGCUUUGAACACUGUGUUCCUUGUCUGUGCACUCAACUGUUCCAGAGUGGUUGUUCACAAAAAUCAUACCUUGUGUGUAUUCAACGUCUGAACGUUCUGUCCGCGCCGUUGCUCCAGGAGUGUCAUCCUUGCAGGAGUACAUGGUUUAUUUCAACUGCUUGCAUUAAUAUGGCUGCAAAUCAUCAGUAUUUGAAGAAACAAGGAACUGCACAUGCUGGUUUACAAAAAAAAAAAGACACACUGCUGGGCUUAAUGCGGGGCAGGCAGCAUCCCUGGUGAAUAUGGAGAGGGGACCCUGCCUCGUAAGCUGGAUCCCGUCCCAAAACAUCACCUAUCCAUGUGUUUUUCCGAAGAUGCUAGCUGACCCGCUGAGUUACUCCAGCACUUUGUGUCUUUUCAUCAGUAUUUGACUUCAAUUUAAUAUAACUCCAUCUUGCCACAACUGGGCACCAAAAGCACAACAAUAUUUGGAUUGCUAGUUUAUCCAAUAUGUAAUAAAAAGGAACUGCAGAUGCAGGUUUAGGCCAAAGAUAGACACAAUAAAUGGUGGAGUAACUUAGUGGGUCAGGCAGCAUCUCUGGAGAACAUGUGUAAGUUGGGGCCCUUCAAGCUGAAGAAGGAUCCCAAUCCGAAAUGUUCUCGAUCCAUUUUCUCCAGCGAUGCCACCUGACCCACUGUGAGUUACUCCAAUAUUUUAUAGUCUAUCUUUGUUUAUUCACCCAUGUUGUUAAACGGUUUAAUUUAUAUUUUACAACAUGAUCUCUGAAUGUUACCGAUCUGUGUUAGUGUUUAACAAUUUAACCAUUUUCUGCAGAAGUCUGAUGGACACAGUCUAGGUCGGGAACUAAAAGAGUUUCACUCAUGCUCCAGACCUGAAUCGCCACAGAAAGCCGCAGAAAAAUGGCCAGUGUUAUCUAUAAAUAUCACAAACUUAAGUAUCAUUUGUGCAGGGGGCCACAGUUUAAGAUUUUAGAACGGAGGUGAGGAAACACUUUUUCUCAUUGAGAGUUGUGAGUCUGGAAUUCUCUGCCUCAGAGGGCAGUGGAGGCAGGUUCUCCGGAUACUUUCUAGAUAGGGCUCUUAAAGAAAGCGGAGUCAGAAGAUGGGGAGAAGGCAGGAACGGGGUACUGAUUGGGGACGAUCAGCCAUGAUCACAUUGAAUGGCGGUGCAGGCUCGAAGGGCCGAAUGGCCUACUCUUGCACCUAUUGUCUAUGGCAAUGCAAGCGGGUGCCAUCUCUCAUGAUAGACACAAAAUUCUGGAGCAACUCAGCAGGUUAGGCAGCAUCUCUGGAGAACAGGAACAGGCGACAUUUUAGGUUGAGACCCUUCUUCAGACUGAGAGUCAGGGGGAGAGGGGGAGACUAGAUGUAUGAAAAGGUACAGAA
Leucoraja erinaceus (little skate) is the source of this 4556-nucleotide messenger RNA. RefSeq lists its product as uncharacterized. The coding region runs from base 1 to 2139 and encodes 712 amino acids. The transcript has 7 exons. Gene Ontology annotation, molecular function: guanyl-nucleotide exchange factor activity. Gene Ontology annotation, biological process: positive regulation of Rho protein signal transduction. NCBI's taxonomy places the organism in Eukaryota, Metazoa, Chordata, Chondrichthyes, Rajiformes, Rajidae. The record is from RefSeq and is a predicted model, not a curated record.